AUGGAGAGCUCAGAGAGCAAGACAGAGGACCCCAGCUGGAAGCCAGCUUUGUGGGGGGGCACACCACAGUACGACUAUGUCUGCUUUGAGAAAUGCACCCGGUACGGGAUUCCCCUGGAGGCAGGACACGAGGCCGGGCCCACACGGGACGACCUGCGCUCCCCGGAGAACUCCCUCAGCUACCCACAGCUGUAUGGCCGAUACACAGACAGGAUAACAGAUGAUAUUUCGGACAAGGAAGCAGCAAAGCUGCUGAAGAAACAGGCCCAAAGGAACAAUGGAAGACCCCUGAAACGUGACAGUCAAGUACAGAUCAAAGAAGAGCACUAUUCCAAAUGUCAAGACUGUGCUAAACGCAUCCAGAAAUAUGUCACCAAGAAGCUUGGAGAGGACUGGAUUUUCUUGGUUCUGUUGGGUCUGGUCAUGGCGUUGGUGAGCUGGGGAGUGGAUUAUGCCAGUGCAAAGACCGUACAGGCCUACAAGUGGAUUUAUGGAGCACUGCACCCCAAUGUCCCCUUGCAGUAUGCCGCGUGGGUGGCUGUCCCGCUCGGCCUGAUCCUGUUUGCGGCCAGCUUCUGCCACUUCGUGUCUCCACAGGCUGUUGGGUCUGGGAUCCCAGAGCUCAAGACCAUAAUGAGGGGAGUGGUCCUCAAGGAGUAUCUCACUCUUAAAGCUUUUGUGGCCAAAGUUGUGGCCCUCACAGCUGGGCUUGGAAGUGGCAUGCCUGUGGGGAAAGAGGGUCCUUUUGUGCAUAUUGCCAGUAUCUGUGCUGUGGUACUCAGCAAGUUCAUGUCGAUCUUCUGUGGGGUGUAUGAGAAUGUGCAUAGGCAGCUCGACCUCCUGGUGCCGGCUUGCGCAGUUGGAGUCGGAUGUUGCUUCAAGGCUCCUCUUGGAGGGGUUCUUUUCAGCAUCGAGGUCACCUCCACUUACUUUGCUGUGCGCAAUUAUUGGAGAGGCUUCUUUGCAGCCACCUUUAGUGCCUUUGUGUUCCGAGUCCUGGCUGUCUGGAACAAGGAUGCAGUUACCAUCACAGCCCUGUUCAGAACAAACUUCCGCAUGGAUUUCCCCUUUGACCUGCAAGAGCUGCCAGCAUUUGCUAUAAUAGGCAUAUGUUCUGGAUUCCUUGGAGCCUUUUUUGUUUAUCUCAAUCGCCAAGUGGUCCUGGGCAUCCGACGUCAUAAAGCCCUGAGCCAGUUUCUCACCAAAUACCGACUGAUAUACCCUGCGGUUAUAACCUUCUGUAUAGCGUCUGUGACGUUUCCUCAUGGAUUUGGGCAGUUCAUGGCAGGAGAGUUGAUGCCACGGGAAGCCAUCAGCACUCUCUUUGAUAACUAUACCUGGAUCAAACACUCUGGGGACACCCAGAUCCUAGGGAAAUCUGCUGCCUGGAUCCAUCCUAAAGUCAGCGUCUUUGUCACCAUCCUGCUCUUCUUCCUCGUGAAGUUCUGCAUGGCUGUUAUUGCCACCACGAUGCCAAUCCCCUGUGGAGGCUUCAUGCCUGUUUUCGUAUUAGGUGCUGCAUUUGGACGUCUCAUUGGGGAAAUCAUGGCAUCACUUUUUCCCAACGGGAUCCUCUUUGAUGACAUUCUCUACCAAAUCUUACCUGGAGGGUAUGCUGUCAUUGGUGCAGCAGCUCUGACAGGAGCAGUGAGCCACACUGUCUCCACCGCUGUCAUCUGCUUUGAGCUGACGGGUCAAAUCUCUCACAUCCUGCCCAUGAUGGUGGCUGUCAUCCUUGCCAACAUGGUGGCCCAGAGUUUGCAGCCCAGCCUCUAUGACAGCAUCAUCCAGGUGAAGAAGUUGCCCUACCUGCCAGACCUGGGCUGGAAUCACAUAAGCAAAUACAAUAUCUUUGUUGAGGAUAUUAUGGUCCAAGAUGUGAAAUUUGUUUCCUCCAACUGUAAAUACCGAGACUUGCAGGAGGUACUCCAAAGCACCACAGUGAAAUCUUUGCCUUUGGUGGACUCGCCAGAGUCCAUGAUCCUGCUGGGGUCUGUAGAGCGGUCGGAGCUGCAGGCUCUCCUCCAGGCCCACAUCAGCCCAGAGCGGCGGCGGCUCCUCAACAGAGAAAGGCAGCAGAAGCUGAACGAGGCGCCCUACGAUGGACCCUGGGCAAACCUGCCCAAGCUGAAGCACGAAUCUUUUGCUUAUGUCGAUGAGGAUGAGGAUACAGAGGAGAAGGGAGAGCUGCCUCGGCCCCCAAGUCCCACUCCCAGUUACCCAGAGGAGCCAAAUGGCCCAACAAGUCCUCUAAAACAAAUGCCUGAAACCUUGGAGCCCCAGCAGCACCCAGGCAGUUUCAGGAGUCUGAGGAAACUGAUCCAGCAGCUCUUGUGCCAUUGCAGCCGUCCACAUGAAACAGAGAGCACCAUCCAGGAGCCAGUGGAAGUCAUUGAGACAAUGACACCAGAAGAGAUAGAUGCCUGGGAACAGGAGGAGCUGGACAAGAACGUGUGCUUUGACAGCUGCCGCGUAGAUCCCUCCCCUUUCCAGCUGGUGGAGAGAACCUCCCUGCACAAGACACACACAUUGUUCUCACUGCUGGGCCUCAGCCAUGCCUACGUAACCAGCAUGGGGAAGCUGAGGGGAGUGCUGGCUUUGGAAGAGCUCCAGAAGGCAAUAGAGGGUUCCACCCGCUCUGGGGUCCGUCUCCGACCUCCCCUUGCCAGUUUCCGUGACAUCAGCCGGACCUCCAGCACCGCCAAGGCCGGGCAGGGUGCGCAGGCGUGGGGCCGGGAGGACACCGGCACGGUGGCAGCAGAGGAGGCAGCAAACCUGGGCACCGAGAGCCCUCUGCCCCCCUGCUCACACUCCCCCCAGCCCUCACACUCACAGGAAGAGGGGGAAGUCCCCAGCUCCGCUUAUGCCACAGAUACCGAGUUGGAAGAGAUGGAGCUAACAGGGCGAGUUGCUGAAAACAUCUCAGACAUCCUCAAGGACAUAAACCUACGUACCACUGACCUGGAUGAAGAUGAAGAUGAGGAUGAGGAUGUUCCCCUAUAGCUGGUGUGAGGGUAGCAGUCCAUCACACUCUUCAGUGAGCCAGUCUUCUUGCGUUUGCUCCUCCAGGAGAAGCUUUUGGAUGUUCUUUGCAAUCCCCACAGAGGAACGAUUCAGCUGGGAGGAGGGACAUCAGACUGACCUUUUCUUUUGAUGCUUUCCCUCUGGGCAGGCUGUUGGGCUGCUGGACUAUUGGGGCAUGUGCAGUGUCAGAUGUGGACAGCAAGGAGCCUGGGUGCAGGCAGAGCCCACUGUAACAGGACAUGGAUACUGCUGACACAGCCUGGAUGCCCUGGGUCAAUCUGCCAUGUGGAAAGGGGAGGAGGAUCAGCUCUCACUCCCCACUGAUGCCAUCCUUCCAGCCACACCAGGCCUGCACACAGCAGUGUACCACAGCCAGACCUCCAGCCUAGAAGCAUACUGCUGCUUCUGACUGCCACCCUGUCCACGCUGCUGCAGCUCCUUUUCACUGGCUCUUAUCUUGCGCCCCUCCCAAACAUUCCCAUGUAGAACAUUUUUAUUCUUUCUCAAUUUUUACUCUGGGAUUUUCCUGGAUGGGGAUGCAGUUAGGAGCUCCUCCUCUGUCCUAUAGCUGAGCCAUGCCCUAAAAACAGAUGGGAGGAAAGUAUUUGGUGUAUGUCUCAUGUCUUGAAUUCAGCCAAGGCUUAAGAAAACACUGGAAGGGAAAAAAGCGUCUUUGUUUUCCCAUCAUCUCUGAAAUUUUAAAACAGAAUGGGAAAAUCUUAAGUGAGGGCAUCCUCAGUGCUGGGGGAAGAGGAGUAAAACAGCAUGUAUGUACCUAUAUUUCAAAAAAUGUUUGUCUCUCUGAAUCACUGUUCACAAUUUUCCACAGUUAUAGUCUUAAAAUAUAAGAACUCAAGAAAAAAAAGUAAUUAUGGAGUGUUAGCAGGCUGCCAAGAAAUACAGCAGAGGGAAGACACAUUUUCUACACUUUGAAAACAGGUUUCUUUCUGAAAACUCCUGCUCUCUUUUCCUGGUAAUUCUACCCUGCCUACUUUCCACAUAUUUCUGCAUACCUCAGAUCUGAGAAUUCCAGCUCUCACUUUUGCCAGCUUGUCUCUGUUGUGACUAACAGCAGAGACCUCAACCCUUGUCUGCAACAUCCCUCUCUAUUCCAGUUCUAAAUCUGGAGCAGAUCUGCGUCUUGCAAAAAGAUGUCUUGUCAGUUCGUGUCAUGCAUGCAAAACCUUGGCAUCCAAAGGUAAGGUGCUGCUUUGUUUAAUUCACCGCUCUUGUGAGGUUUUCUCAGUAAACAGGCAAAAGCAAAUUCUGUGUAUUCUGCAGCUUCUUCUAACAGUCUACAUCUUUUUCUACCAUAUUUUUGGUGUCUCAUACCACUCAGAUGCAGCCCCAAGCAGUCUAUUAGAUGUGUUUCCACUUAUCAGCAACAGAGAAGAAAUCCAGGCUCUGAAAAUACAUUCUUGGGGAUAAUCUCAUUCCCCUACCUGACAUUAGUAAAGCAUUAUCUAACUUAGACUGACCAGUUCUACUUUAACACGUGAUUUUCCAUAAGCCAUCUCAGGAGCAAGUGAAAAAUACCAUUACUUCUAACCCAGUCACCAAAGGAAAAUUCCCUCCUGGCUUUAAUUCCAAGGAUUGACCUUGCACCAAUUGCUCUCUGAUGAUGCUUAUGGGUGGGAGAGUCUGUGACAAACUUACAGUAAAAGGAAAUCUUCCCUGCUAGUCUCUUGCAGAGAGAGAAAUUUAUUCCUGCUGUCUGGAGCUCAGAGCCCACCAGGUCUGUUCUGUUUCAGGCACAAGAUCACCCUUGAUGAGCUAACUGGGGACAGCCCUUCCCGCCUUAAUGAUGUGCUCCAGGAGCCAGCCAGUCCUUGUGAGGAGACAGUGGUGAUCUGAGGCCCUUGCACACAACAGCUGCUUGGCUCCACCAGAGGGGCACCUUUGUGUCUGCCAGGCACGAGCACUGCCUCCCCACUAUCUUUGUGUCACCUUCUGCUGCCUGCAGGAAAGAGGCAAAACAACUGCUGCUUUGUUUUUUUCCUCAGGGAAUUGUGAUAGUCCCUUAUAUAAGCAGAGGAAAAAGGACAUUCCUUUCACAAAAGUAUAAAUAUUCAGUGAGUGACAACACCGAGAUCUGAGGGUGCAGGCACACCUAAGAAGGAUGAGUUUCUCCAAGUCAUCCCCAGCCUUACUGUGCAGGCUUCUAUUUUACAGCUUAAGCACAGGCUUCCACUGAGACAGAUGAGACAAGGAGAAACUUUGAGGCUGGAGUCAGCACACCUCCCCCUCCUCUCUCCUGCAUGCAGAGAUAUGCUCUGCUCCAGUCCCACACUUCUCCUACAGUGUGUUACAGAAGAACUGGGAUGUGAGUUGCUGAGAAAGCAGAUGGGAGUCUAAAUCAAAGCCAGUGAGUGUGUGAGUCAUGACAGACAGAUUGUGAGCUGGGGGAGAUGAAGCUGGAACAAAAAAUGAAGCACAUGGAGAGGCCUGGGGAGUGAAACACUGGCUAACCUGGAAAGCUUCCUGAGGCUCAUCACUUGAGAUUGCAGGAGAACACACGUGUGCCCACACAUGUGGAACACACAGGUUCCUCUCCACUCCUGUUGCCUUGAGCUGUCCCUGGCUUACUGCGAGGAGCAGGAUUGCUCUCUGGGGGGAGCUGAAAGGUGGCUGUCACUGCUGCUCUUUGUGGACACUACUCAAGAUCCAUUCCAGGUAUUGCCUCCACACAUGGAACAGAAGCAGCAUCCAUCUGCACCAUUUUCUCACCUUUACUCAUACAUGAAAAUGUGUAAGGAGCCAGGAUGGGACAAAAAACACUCUGCAAAGAUGGUUUGCAAAGGCUGAAGUUGUUUCCAUUUCCAUCCUAUCAAUAAAAUCUUCACUGAGCUGAUGCCAAGUACAUUAAUAGGUGCAAAAUGUGCAGUAAAAUAAUACUAAGCCUACCUUUGUCAAGGGAACUUUAGGCUUGUGCACUCUCAGGCUAUCCCACUACACCCCCUCAAAGUUUAAGCUUGAAACCUUUGUCCAGCAAACAGUCACACUGAUCUGUCACUCUAAAGCCUGCAUCUCCCAUCCUAUCCAAACAGUACAGAUUUGAUAAGCUACAGGGAAAAACCUUUUUUUCUCAACCCAAAAUAUCCCCAGAAUUUGUAUCAGCUAAGAGGUCUUCCCAUCCAGAAAUUCACAUCUAGCAAAAAACUGAACUUUUCCUUCGCACUUAAGGGUGAAAGCAGAGUCUUGUUUUUAAAUGCAUCAAUAUGAAGAAUUGAAAAAAUAGGGAAGACUUAAGGUUGGUAAGACAACAAGUGGGGCUUUAGAUAGGUGUGACACAGCUAAGAGACUUGGCCAUGAGCCAAAUAAAGGAGAAACACAUGGGGAUGAACUACUGAACAACG
Molecule: messenger RNA, 6380 nt
Organism: Zonotrichia leucophrys gambelii
Lineage: Eukaryota; Metazoa; Chordata; Aves; Passeriformes; Passerellidae
Gene: CLCN1
Product: chloride voltage-gated channel 1
Exons: 23
Coding region: 1-3003 (1000 amino acids)
Biological process (GO): chloride transport; transmembrane transport
Cellular component (GO): plasma membrane
Molecular function (GO): voltage-gated chloride channel activity
Source: RefSeq, a predicted model, not a curated record